CAAAAACUAAAGUUUUGGUUGGUGGGGUUUUUUUUUUUUUUUUCUUCUUUUUCAAAAAUGUUUUGUUUUUUUUGUUUUUGUGGGUGGUAAAAACUACAGAGUGAUGAGAGUUUGCAUGAAAAUGUGAACUAGUUCUACACUAGCUCUUAGUAGUGGAUCCACUUUAAACACAAACAAGCUUCAUCACUUGACUAACCCAAAACCAAAACCAAAAAACCAAAAAAAAAAUCAAAAUCUUCUUCCUUCUUCUGAUUUUCAAAAACAAAAAGAAAAAAAAAAUGGGGUGUUGUUACUCAAGAGUGGAGAGAGAAGAAACGGUUUCGAGAUGUAAAUCAAGAAGAAGGUACAUGAAGCAGUUGGUGAAGGCACGGCAUGCCGUUUCGGCUUCUCACACCAUGUACCUCCGCUCCCUACGCUCCACCGGCGCCGCCCUCCUCCACUUAGCCAAUGCCGAGUCCCACCACCAUUUAACCAACCACCACCCGCCACGUGUCCACCACCUCUCUCCUCCUCCUCCUCCGCCGCCGCCGAUGAGCCCCGCUGCCACCGCCACCACAGACACAUGGACGACCUCCAUCACAGCCUCCCUCCUCCCUCCUCCUCCGCCGCCGAUGAGCCCCGCUGCCACCACCACCACCGACACAUGGACGACCUCCAUCACAGCCUCCCCCCUCCAUCCUCCUCCUCCUCCGCCGCCGCCGCCGGCGUCGUCGCCGUGGGACUUCUGGGACCCGUUCACCGCCGCCACGUCCAGGUCGGCCACGGAGGACGACUGGGCGGAUGAGGAUUUCGGCGGCGGAGGCGGCAACAACGCGAACGCGCCGGUGAAUGUGGCUAGUGGAGGACACGCGCCGCCGUCGCCGCCGCAUUCGGUGGCGGGGUCGAGUGAGCUGGCGGUGGUGGUGCGUGGGAAUAGUACGAAGGAUGUUGUGGAGAUAAUGAAGGAGCUUGAUGAGUACUUGCUUAAGGCUGCUGAGGCUGGUUCUCAGCUCUCUUUGCUCUUGGAAGUUCCAUCUUCUGGUUUUUCUUCUGCUUCUCAUCAUACUACGAAAGGAGGUAAGGUGUAUAGCUAUGGAUGGGGUUUGAGUCCAUCUUCAUGGACAUGGGGUUCUUCAGGUUCAAGUCCCAAAAUGAGUGGAUUUGGGAAAACUUGUGGUGGUGAUGUUGGGAAAGUUGUCAAUGGAACUAGUCAUUGUUCGACCGUUGAGAGGCUUUAUGCUUGGGAAAAGAAACUAUUCGAGGAGGUCAAGACUGCUGAGACCGUAAAGAUAGAGCAUGAAAAGAAAGUGGCAACUUUGAAGAAGCUAGAGAUGAAGAGAGCGGAUUACAUGAAGACUGAGAAGGCUAAGAAAGAAGUGGAAAAGUUGGAGUCAGAAAUGAUGGUUGCUUCCCAAGCCAUUGAGACAACUUCUGCUGAAAUCAUCAAAUUGAGGGAGACUGAGCUCUAUCCACAACUACUUGAGCUUGUCAAAGGAUUGAUGUGCAUGUGGAGAAGCAUGUAUGAGUGCCACCAGGUCCAAAAGCAUAUUGUUCAGCAGCUCAAGUACCUCAAUGUCAUCCCGUCCACCGAACCCACUUCUGAGAUUCAUAGGCAAACGACUCUUCAGCUCGAGCUGGAAGUCCAGCAAUGGCAUCUGUCCUUUUGCAACAUGGUUAAAGCUCAACAAGACUAUAUCCAGUCUCUUACGGGCUGGCUCCGACUUAGCCUCUUCCAGUUUAACAGAAACCCGCUGGCAAGAACUAGUCAAGAAUCGAAAAUCUACUCACUCUGCGAGGAAUGGCACCUUGCGGUUGAUCGAAUUCCUGACAAAGUAGCAUCUGAAGGAAUCAAGAGCUUCUUAACGGUAAUCCAUGCCAUUGUUGUCCAACAAGCCGAGGAGCAAAAACAAAAGAAGAAAUCAGAGUCCGUGUUUAAAGAUCUCGAGAAGAAGAUGUUGGAGCUUAGAUCGUUGGAGAGCAAAUAUGGUCCGUAUUCCAUGUCUGAGUCCUCUGGCAUUACUGGAAGGAAUCCAGUUGCAGAGAAACGAGCAAAAGUGGAGAUGUUGAAGGCCAAGGCGGAGGAGGAGAAGACGAAGCACGAAAAGUCAGUGAGCGUGACGAGGGCCAUGACAUUAAACAACCUGCAGAUGGGAUUGCCUCAUGUGUUUGAGGGGAUGGUAGGAUUUUCGAGUGUGUGCAUGCAUGCAUUCGAGUCGGUAUAUAACCACACCAAGAGUGCUGAUCAGGAGGCUGAUGUGAAAAGGUUAAUGACUUAGGAGAGAAGUACUCGGGUUUUAGGAGGAACAAUCAAUCUGUUUCUUGUACAUAGAAUCUUCGUCGUUUUCGGUAGCCUGAGUUUGCUCAUGGAGAUCAAAUCAACUUAUGGUUGGAAGAUAUACCUCCUUUGUGAUCAUUUUGACACAAUUUUUGUUCAAAUAAACAAUGAUGAAAUGCCUAUUUUGGUAUGGUCUCUUGCUGAUGGAAGUUGACUUAGCAGCAUUGGCAACUCCUGGCUGGUGGUGCGGUUGGAUUAGCACAAAGUGGUUGGAAAAAAAAAAUGGAAUGCAAUAGUGGUAGGACUUUUGAGUCACUGUUAUACAUUGUUUUAUUUUGUGAUAGAAGAAUAUUUAAUGUCCUUAAUUUUGCUCCCGUUUGUUUUUCUUUUUCCCAUAUGGUGGUACAAC
Molecule: messenger RNA, 2663 nt
Organism: Morus notabilis
Lineage: Eukaryota; Viridiplantae; Streptophyta; Magnoliopsida; Rosales; Moraceae
Product: nitrate regulatory gene2 protein
Exons: 4
Coding region: 279-2255 (658 amino acids)
Source: RefSeq, a predicted model, not a curated record